This is a messenger RNA of Abrus precatorius (Indian licorice), 888 nucleotides long. Its product is annotated as GDSL esterase/lipase At5g45920. The transcript is spliced from 5 exons. The coding region runs from base 56 to 784 and encodes 242 amino acids. Lineage: Eukaryota; Viridiplantae; Streptophyta; Magnoliopsida; Fabales; Fabaceae. Gene Ontology annotation, molecular function: hydrolase activity, acting on ester bonds. The record is from RefSeq and is a predicted model, not a curated record.
AUCGAUUCUGCAUUUCCCACUCACCCAUUUCCCCUCUCAUCUUCUCUUCCUCCUCAUGACCCGCCCCAAGAUCUUUCUCUUUGGUGAUUCAAUCACCGAGGAUUCCUUCGAUGUUGGAGGAUGGGGUGCUUCUCUCGCCCACCAUUUCUCUCGCUCGGUUGAUGUGGUGCUAAGAGGGUAUAGUGGGUAUAACACAAGGUGGGCGCUCAAGGUGUUGGAUAGGGUUUUCCCUGGGUCCCUGGGCGGUGACGGUGGAACCGGAGCAGCACCUCUUGCUGUCACCAUUUUCUUUGGGGCUAACGACGCUAGUCUUCCAGAUAGAUGUUCUGCUUUUCAACACGUGCCACUCCACGAAUACAAGCAGAAUCUUCGCUCCAUUGUUUCCUUCUUCAAGAAGCAAUGGCCCACAACUCCUGUUCUCCUAAUAACACCUCCUCCAAUUGAUGAUGAUGCACGUCUUAGAUUCCCGUAUGUAGAUAAUCCACAGGGUCUUCCUGAAAGGACAAAUGAAGCUGCUGGUGAGUAUGCUAGAGGAUGCAUUGCUGUGGCUGGAGAAUGUGGAGUUCCGGUGGUUGAUCUCUGGACCAAAAUGCAACAGUUCCCUGACUGGAGAAAAAGUCAUCUAAGUGAUGGUUUGCAUCUCACUCAAAGUGGCAAUCGAGUUGUUUUUGAGGAAGUUAUCGCAAAGCUGAGAGAUGAAGGCUUGAGUCUAGAAUCCAUGCCAGUUGAUCUCCCACUAAUAGCUGAUAUUGACCCUAAUGACCCCCUGAAGGCAUUUCUGUAGUAAUAAAAUCAUAUAUUACAGAAGGGGUAUCUAUUUUGUGGGGGUUAUUGUACUGUUGGCGUUAUUGAAAGAUGUGUUAAUAAAGUGCAUUACCUCAUAAUAGU